Messenger RNA from Drosophila ananassae, 2326 nucleotides. RefSeq names its product glycine-rich RNA-binding protein RZ1C. The transcript is spliced from 5 exons. NCBI's taxonomy places the organism in Eukaryota, Metazoa, Arthropoda, Insecta, Diptera, Drosophilidae. Bases 828 to 2081 code for a protein of 417 amino acids. The record is from RefSeq and is a predicted model, not a curated record.
AGCUUUCUUUAUUAGUUUCCAAAGAGUAUCCAAAAAUACAGAGCUUUUUUGGGACUUCUUCAGGUGGAAAGCCUUUUCAUGGUCACGGUCGGGGAUUAUGUAAGCUCUGUAGGGUCUUUUGCUCGACUUUGAAGUGGAAAUGGUAAUCUCAUGCUGAUUCCGAGACUUAUUCUUCUGAGUCACAGGUUGGGAAGCUCCGAAUAAGAACCGAAUAAUCUGCGAUAAUUUCACAGGAGUGUUCUCUGGGGCAUUACGCAAUAGACAGACGCAUAAUUAGUCCCCUAGCCCGAUGAAAUAAUCCAAGGCGUUUUUUUCAGCACAUCCUCCUGUCAUUCUCCGAAAGCCAAACUGACCAUGAAACGAGAGCGGAACCCCAAGGUGCUGGAACAGGCGAAGUGACAAAUCGUCGACCCAGCCCCAGCACCAGCCCCAGAAAACAAAACAAAAAUGGGAAUCCAAGUGCCAACACCUUAGCUGCCACAAAUGCCAGCGAACCACAGCCAUCAACCACAGCCACUCAACCACCAGGCACCACCUCUAAUAGCCACGAUGAUCCGGGGCCGGGGCUGGGAUCGCGGUUCAGUGCUCUCGCCUCGGCCAGAAUGAAGUUCGGGUUGGAGUUCAAAUAAAUACGGCGCCAUCCGCCCCGGGCAGAUCAUUCGCGGUCUAACACCCGUCUGAGAAGCUUUCAACUCGUCGCGAAAAUUGUGCAAGGAUAUUUUUGAUAUUUUAGCCAAAAAACCAAGGAAACAAUAUUAUAGAGCCGCAACGCGUGCCGGUGAUUUAUUUGUGUUCAAUUCGGUGGAACGAAGUGAGGCGGUGUAGCUAUGAGAGCUUUUAUGUUGUUGCCCUUCUUAGCCCUGCUCGUCUGUGUGCGAGCGGCGGUGACCGGACCCGAGGCUAGGUCCAGUGUGGACUCCAAGGAUCGGCAAGUGGCCACCGCGGGUGUGGGAGUCCUGGACUCGGUCCUGCGUGGCAAGAGCCGGCAGUCGCGCUGUGUACGCUGCUACGAGGAUCGUGAUCGGGAUCGUUAUUACGGCGGAUACUCCAGCCGAACCGGAGACGAUUCUCGCGGUAGUUCCUGGUAUUAUUCCGGGUACGAGGAUCGCGGCAGCAGUCGGGAUCGUGACUACGACAGGUAUUAUGACCGUUAUCGGUACUACGAUGAUCGGUAUACCCCAAGGACCUACGACCGGUACGAGGGUCGGGGCUACGACGAAUACAGGCGUCCCUCGGCCUAUGGAUCCUACGACAGGGAGCGCGGCUAUGGCUACGAUAACCGAGAUCGAUACUACACCGAUCGCUAUAGUGAAGGUUCGUCUAGGGAUCGGUACUACGACCGCUCUCGUUCCGGCUACGAUCGCUAUGAUCCCUACGACCGCUACUACUCCAGGUAUGAUUUUCGCAACUAUCGUCCUUGGGAUGAGACCUACAGAGGUCAGUCUGGCUUCGAUAACUCCGGACGUGGCUAUUACUUUGCCACCGAUGAGGACGAUGGCGAUAUGAGAAACCGGGGCUCCGGUUACGCCUACAAUCGCCCCUCAAACUCGCUGUCCACGCCCUGCGGCCGCAUCUCCGGAAAUUGUCCUUAUGCUGGUGCCGGUUACUCCAAGGUCACGUCCUCGGCCAUCGGCAGUGACAGCUCUCGCAUCCCGGGACACACCAAUGUCCUCGGCUCCGAGGGCGGUGGCUGGACGUACCUGGGAGAUCGCGACCGAGACCGGGAUCAGGACAAGGUCAGCGGCAAGGGCAGCAGCAGCGGCGGGGGCAGCAGCAGUAGCUCCAACAGCGUCAGCAGCAACGGCAACGGAGGCAGCGGCAGCGGCGGCAGUCGGGAUCGGGACAGGGAUAGGGAUGCACAGAGCUCUUCCUAUGGUGGCCGACCACGUCCUCUAGGCGUCAGCUAUCUACUGGAACGGGACUCGGACUCCUCGUCGGAUGGCCCUGGAAAGCCGGCGAACCCAGCCGGUGGUGGUGUGGGUGGAGGUGGUGGUACUAAUGGUGGUGCUGGUGGCCAGAGCAUGCCAAUUCCCGCUGCCCAGACAGCCGCCGAGGGAAGUUCCGGCACUGCUGAGCAGUAGAGCUUGCACCGGAAACUGAUACGGAACUGGUUCUGAAAAUGACGGAAAUCGAAUCACGACUCCUGGAACCAGAAGAUGCGGUGCAGCGGCUGGGAUAGCGGCCGGGCCAAGCCGGUGGGCGUGGCAUAGCUUAGUUUAACCUUCCAUCCGUAUUUAUGUGUAAUUCGUAAGCUAAGUCUCCAAAGAAACUAUUUAUGUGUGCGGCACAGCUUUGCUUAAAAAAUAAACUUCAAAGAUCCUCAUAA